CGUGUCUUCACAGCACUCGCUGGGUCGCCAGGGUAUAAAUUCCUGGCAGCUUUAUUAUCCACUUCAUCUAACUCCACACUAACACCACCCUCACUAACAAGACCUUUUUAUAUUGACGAGUAGAACAACGAGAGGUCGGACUCCCAACAAUGAACAGUCAGUCAGCCAUCAACAAAGACGUCUUCAUCCCCGGUGAUGAGCGGAUGCUGGUGGCGGUGGAGGUGCGCAGGAGGAAAAAGAAGAGGAUGUCUUUCCUGUCCCACGUAUCCAAAGGAGAAUAUGCAACUUUCAUUUGUGUGUCAGUGACAAACACCAGGCCACUACAGCUGAUCAUUUCAAAAGUGAAACAGUUCAGGGGCUCCUCAAGCUUCACAAGGACAUCCCAGUGGACGGUGGAGCAGCUCCGACAGGUCAACGGCAUCAACCCCAACAAGGACAUUCCAGAGUUUGACCUAGUGUUUGUUAACACAGUGGAUCAGUGGGUGGCCAGCUCUGCAGCAGAGAAGUGUAUUCUCAUCCAGAUACUAUAUAGUGCCUGCCAGACCUACUGGAAGGGGAAGGCAGGAAGUCUGGUAAAGGUGAAUCGCCAGGGUACCCUUCCGGUUGUGGAGGCUGGUCACAGUGACUCCUCCCCUUCAUCUAGAACACGGCAAGUUCGACGGAAGAGCCUGGUUGUAUCCAAACCACCAGAGUUCAUCAACUGCCCGUCCAAACUCACAAGAGAUAUGUCAGACGCCACUACCAUGAACCUGUUCAUCUACCGCUGCAAAGCCUUCAUGAAUCAUUUGAAGAACAAGAUAGUUGCAAACCAAAGACGCUUACCGAGUAAAGGUCAGACUGAAGAGCGGGCGACAAGGAGCCCUAUGGGUAAUAUAGUCCAUCGGAUGAACGUGGCUGUGGGCGAGCGCGGGGACAGACUGACUACAGCUGAAGACAAGACUCUGGGGCUGGUGCACGCUGCCCAUCAGCUUGCAGACAAUGCUCACAAGAGAGCAUUAAAAUCCACGAAGUAGAAACGUACAAGAGAGUAAGCGGGUGAUGUCACUGCAUGCUCCAAACUGCUCCCUCAAUGAAUAUUUCUAGAAGAGGAUCACCUGUCAUGGAUUUCUUCUCCUGGGCGGUGAAACGUUAACCUUUGAUGGUCCCUUGAUGCACACAAACCCUCUUUUCAUAGGAUUUGCACAAUACUGUACAUGAAAAUACACACAUGUACAUGGUGAUGAAGUCUAUUUGAUUUGUUCAACCGAAGCACUUUUGCAUUAAUUUAAUCUAAUAAUUGUGUUGUUGUUGUCGUGUUGUACGGUGUCCACGUUGUGUCUUUAUCCAUGUCCUCGUCAUGCUCACCAAAGUGUCCAACAUUGUCCGUCUAUGUCAUUUAUGUCUACAGUAAGACUGAAGAUGCGCCAGGUAUACGUCGCUUAGAUACCAUUUACAAUUUUUACACUAAGGGGGUAAACAUAUCAAAAGUAUUAUUCAGUAAUACUAAUGAUUUUAAACAACAUCAUUUACUACCGUGCACAAUUCAACAUUUCCGAAAAGGAGUAGAAAGAGGGAGCGUUAAUUUAAUCCUCACCCCCUUCUCCGCUUUUUACUAGUACUGUGACUGUGACUAAAUAGAUAUUAGUACCAGUGUAGUAUCUUCCAUUUAUAUUUCAAGUUUUUUUGAGUCAUCUUUGAUUUUCUUGGCAGGAAGUGUUUCAGUUGUUUUGAAGUGAAUUAAUUGACUCAUAUUAUGUUUUGCAUAUGGUGAAUGUUUCUAUUCAUCUUGGAGAAAGUAAACCACCAAGUUUAAUUAAACAGUGGUAUUUCGGUUUGAGCACAUAAUAAAACAAGGCCCCUUAGUUUGACAUUCGCAGGUGAAUUGGAUUACUUCUCAUAGGAAAAGAGGCCCUAAUUGGGACUUCGGAAUGCAAAAGUGAUAGCCCUAUCCUUGAGAAGAGACUACCUGUCUAGCUCAACGCCAACAUUUAAGUUAUGACUUAAAGCAGUUGUUUUCCAGACACUUACACACGAACAUCUCCUUUUAAGGUCAGGAUGUCUUAGCACCCACACACAGAGACAGAAAGAAGGAAUAUAAAACUGAUGGUUUGGCUUCUCCAAGUUAGUCAUUUUCUUGACCUGACCUCGUCCAAGAACUGCAGUCCUGUAUAAUGACGCUCGCUUGUAAUAAAGCAACUUUUGGUUCAGUAAAGUGUCUCCGACGUCUCUUUUGAUCCAGCCACACUGGCGUGUCAUCCUUCUGUCCGGACGAGGAUGACAAGACCAGAAAUACACAUCAGUUUCAUUUAGACAACAUGAAAAACCCAAAGCAUUUGUAAUAAAUGUGUGAAAUACCUUGUUUUGUUGCAAAUAAACCAAUAAAGUCGGGUUGCAUCAUUCAAAGUGUGUUUCAAGUUGAAGUACAUCACUAUGACUGUGUAUGCAUGUUAAAUAACAUCUUGCAUUGCUGCUACUCCUGCUUUGAAUAAACAAUA
Entelurus aequoreus (snake pipefish) is the source of this 2474-nucleotide messenger RNA. Its product is annotated as syntaxin-binding protein 6-like. The record is from RefSeq and is a predicted model, not a curated record. Bases 150 to 1013 code for a protein of 287 amino acids. The transcript has 7 exons. Lineage: Eukaryota; Metazoa; Chordata; Actinopteri; Syngnathiformes; Syngnathidae.